Limanda limanda (common dab) is the source of this 3620-nucleotide messenger RNA. RefSeq names its product DCN1, defective in cullin neddylation 1, domain containing 2b (gene dcun1d2b). NCBI's taxonomy places the organism in Eukaryota, Metazoa, Chordata, Actinopteri, Pleuronectiformes, Pleuronectidae. The coding region runs from base 396 to 1130 and encodes 244 amino acids. Gene Ontology annotation, biological process: protein neddylation; positive regulation of ubiquitin-protein transferase activity. The transcript has 7 exons. Gene Ontology annotation, molecular function: ubiquitin conjugating enzyme binding; cullin family protein binding; ubiquitin-like protein binding. The record is from RefSeq and is a predicted model, not a curated record. Gene Ontology annotation, cellular component: ubiquitin ligase complex.
AUCUCAAUCCCGGAUCCCUGACUUCCCUCCACGGAUCCACAUCAAUGUCUGACAGAGGAGUGAAAGUUCCCGAGGAGGAGGCUGCAGCUACCGGGGAGAACCGAGCUGUGUCCCGGCUCCUGGACUGAGGAAGAGGCCGAAAGAAGAAGAAGAGGAAGAAGAGGAGAACAAUCAUGUGGCUGUGCCUCGGUGGUGACUCCCCCCCUCCUCCUCCUCCUCCUCUGCCACAUAACUGCUGCUGAAGGCGAUGCAGGCGUUCACCGGUUCACUCCGGUGACUCAACUCCAGUGUUUACUCCGGGAACCAGCAGCUAGCAGCUAGCAGAGGGGGAGGCUAGCGACACCAGCACCCAGCACAAGUUGAGGUCAUCGCAGAAGGACAAGGUUCGGCAGUUCAUGUCUUUCUCACAGGCUGGGGAGAGGACAGCCGUGUACUGCCUGACGCAGAAUGACUGGAAACUAGAAGUCGCCACAGACAACUACUUCCAAAACCCAGACCUCUACUACAAAGAAUCCAUGAAAACCCUGGUGGACCGCAAGAGGCUGGAGCAGCUGUACACCCGAUAUAAAGACCCCCAGGAUGACGAUAAGAUCGGCAUUGAUGGGAUCCAGCAGUUCUGCGACGACCUGAUCCUGGACCCAGCUAGCAUGAGCAUACUUGUGGUGGCGUGGAAGUUCCGGGCGGCCACGCAGUGCGAGUUCAGCAGGAAAGAGUUUGUGGACGGCAUGUCGGAGCUAGGCUGUGACAGUCCUGAAAAGCUCAAGACUAUCCUUCCCAGACUGGAGCAGGAGCUGAAAGACACAGCAAAGUUCCGAGACUUCUACCAGUUUACCUUCAGCUUUGCCAAGAACCCCGGCCAGAAAGGUUUAGACCUGGAGAUGGCUGUGGCUUAUUGGAAUCUAGUUCUCACAGAUCGCUUUAAGUUCUUGGAUCUCUGGAACCGGUUCCUGGUGGAGCAUCACAAGCGGUCGAUACCCAAGGACACAUGGAACCUCCUCCUGGACUUUGGCAAUAUGAUUGCAGACGACAUGUCAAACUAUGACGAGGAAGGGGCAUGGCCUGUCCUCAUAGAUGACUUUGUGGAGUUUGCCCGGCCGAUCGUGACGGGGAUUAAACGCAGCUUCACAUAAUGUUUGUCCCGGCUUCAUGCAGCGGAUGGACUUUGUGUUUCUUCCAGUUUCUCUUUUUCUUUGACUGAGAAUUUUUAUACAAAUGAGCCAAAAAGACACUUAAACUUCUCAAUAAGCUCGUCCGUGGCUUGUUGUUGAGAUUGUUCUUCCAAACUGCAGAUGAUGCCUUGGGUGAGGAGUGACCUGGCAAGGAGGGAAAUCAACAUGAGAUGAAUGCUGACAGGGACAGACUGUAUUUGCAAUAUGCAUAUGAUGGGUACCAAAAAACUCGACACUCAAGGGUAAAUCACAGAUGGGUGCAGCUUUGAACUGCUGCUGUGGACAUGGCUCACUUACCUCCACCCUCGGCACAGUGAGGAGGGGCAGUCAAAGUGAGCGUCCAGCACAUGCAGGGGAUUCAGUGGAAGAUGCAGUAGCAGGACGUUGCUUCUCACUUUGUAAAUUUCGAAUGGAACGGUUUGUUUUAAAUCUGCAUGUUUUUGUCGGCUCGUGUGAAGCUGUGCCGUGGACGCUAAGGAGAGAGAAAGUAAUCUACAUUAUUUUGACGGAGAUUGUGAAUGUGUAGAUCUCUAACAAUCACAUUGCGAGUAGAGAAAGUGUGUGUGUGACGGGUGUGUGUGUGUGUGUGUGUGUUUGGGGCAGGGAGUUAAACAGAUUGCCUCUUUUACAAUACAAUGCGAAAUAUUUUUGAUUUGUUUUAAUUAAUAUAAGAGUUAAAGUGAUGGUGAAAAGGUUCAGAGACACGUUUUGUACUCAGACGGAGGAUUGGAUGGAGCAGCAUGCUUUUUGAGCUCAGCACCAGCAGACUUGUUACAGUUGUAACACACCGUUCUCACUGAAAUAAGAAUAGAACAAAAAUGUGUAUCUGUGAAAACAGGUCAUGACGUUUAUAAUCUUUGGAACAUGAGAAGCAUUUAGAUUAAGAUCCUACAUUUUUUUAAAUGCUGUUACAUUUGUUAGUGUUGGUUUCCUUUAGUUUUGCAGUGUGUAAACUGCUGUACACAAACAUAAACUGACUGGCACAUUGACUGUUUUAUUCUAUUACUACAAUCCAGGUAAUAAGGACUUUGCCAACUCUGCAAACUGCACUGAUUUACACUUUUUCUGUUGUUUUAGGAUUUAAGUUUUUAAUGAGUUUACACGACAGUAGGUUUCAUUUACACUUUAGACUUUUUGAAAUCAAAAUCCACAUCCAAGAUAAGUUUGUUUACACAGCUUUAAGGUUUUAGUCUUUAUUAGCAAUUGUAGGGCAGAAGUGGUAUGUUAAAUCUCCAUAGAGCUAAUGCAGAGACGAACAGAGUUUAUAAAGCUGGACAGGGCAUCUCCACUUCCACCCUGUGUAUAAUCAUGAAGUCAGAAUAUCCAGGAUGCAAACCAUCUUGUUGGAGCCAGUCUGCGUUAUAGGGAUCGUGGUUUAGAGCUGUCAAUCAUGGCAUUUCACCCCAUUUUGAUAUGACUUUAACUUUUGUAGUUUGGUCCAUUUCCCAUCCACUCACAUGGAAGAGGCUGGGUUUAGGACCUAUACUGCAACCAGCCACCAGGAGGUGUUCGAGACACGUUGGCUUCACUUUUGGCAGCACUCAUUUCGUCCAUCUAUAUAUAUAUGAGAAAAACAUGCCACUUUAAGAACACUGCUUGUUCUGCCAUCAAUGGGCUAUAGCUAGAUAGGGGUCACAUGAUUUGACCUUGUUACCCUUAGCGCUUAGUACAGCAAUGCUUCUCCCAUUUCAGUGUCAUUAUAAACACUAAACAAGUGUGUGUGUUAAUUCCAUCCAUUCUCCGAGAUUCAGAGUGUUACAGAAGGUAAAGAGCUCAGGUACCAGUCGGCUCACAGCAGGCAGCCUCCUGUACUAACACAAUUAUGAACCCUACCUAAGCUUUCUGUUCUAACUGGCGACGAGCCAAGUGUUGUCAUCAUGAUCAAACCUUUGCCAUGUGAGAUAUAGGUGGAUGAGUUCCCUCUCAACAGCCAACUGCAGGGGGAGAUUAUUACUUUUCAAUUCUCAUUAUUAUGCAGACAUGAGUCCCUGAUAAACCACAGUGGUGAUCAUGAAUGUAGCCUUCAUGAAAUUGAGUGAAAUCUGGAUAGAAGUUAAUUAUGAUUUCUGUCCCAGAUUGAAUGUCAUCUUCACAAUGACGGCAGAAAAGACUUCAGUGUUGCUUCAGUGAGAUAUAUAAUCUGUCAGUUCUGUUGAAAUGUGUGUAAACCGAUCACAGUCAGGACGACAGUGAUGUGGUGUGAGAGCUAAGAAAGAAAAUGUGACAUCUUUCAGUAUUCAGUGCUAAUAUGGUACAUUACCGACGAGUCUACUUGUCAAAUAUGUGAUCAACUGUUUUUAGUCAUGCAAAUCAUUCUCAUCAGAACAGUGUUAUAUUUACCAGCAAGGAAACUGGUAGGUCCUAUUGACAGAAUAUUAUGUUUUGUCACAGAAACGUACCUUUCAUUGUUUUCUUUCAGAAAGUUGUCAAUAAAGCAUGUUGUUUUUAAAA